CCACCCCUAUUUUGGAUGGCGGCUUUUAUUUUAAGAGUUUUUAGGCGUGACUAAGAAGUUAAUCUAAUUGAAUGAAGCUGAUUACUAAGAAAAUCCUAAAUUUAGAAAGUAUGAUGUUUUUUGUAUACCUGGUGUUUCUAUCAAGUGUCUCCGGUUCUAUGUUUCCCCCUCUUGAGAACACAUGCAGUGGAUCCUAUUGCCAUAUAAUGUAUAGAAAUUACGGUUUUUCCGAAAAGAAGGCUCCAAAACUUUUGGAAUUCCACUUCACCUCCUGCGAUGACCUGAAAGUAUUACAACUCAUGCCCAAUCUGCGUACCCUGGAAUUGGAAUUCUGCACGAACGAGCACAUCAACAAGAUAAAUCCAAGAUCAAUUCCGAAUCUAAGUACCCUUCAGUUGCGUCGCGGAAAUCUCUCUGGUCUUAACGAUGAACACUUUGCCAAGUGGCCCGACAUUAAGGUCCUUGAUCUAGGAGGAAACUCCAUUGCUACAGUAACCAAUGAAACCUUCUAUGGAGUACCUCAUCUUUCGUUGCUGGCAUUGCCGGGCAACGAUAUUCAGAUUUUACCCCAGGGUAUAUUUGAAACCCUACCGGAACUUCUGCAUCUUGAUCUAAGUGGCAAUAGGAUCAGUAAUCUUGAAGGAAGCAUCUUUUCUGGAAAUCCGAAGCUGGAGAUGCUGCUACUCAAUAGGAAUCCCUUGACUUCGAUAUCGCCCUCGGCGCUAAUAUCCCUUGCAAAUCUUCGCCUUUUGGAUCUGAGCAAUUGUGGCCCUCUGUCUGCCCUUACACUGCCCGGUGCUCAUUCCAUAAUCCUGGACAAUAGCGGACUGAAGUCUUUAGAAAUCGAAGGCAGUGUUUUCAAACUGAGUGCGAAAAAAAACCAGAUUACCAAUAUCCGAUUGCACUACAAAAGCUCUCUCACGGAGUUAGAUCUGCAAAAUAAUUCACUGUCUACUUAUGAUAUUCCCCGGCUUCUAAUGGGAAUGUGGAGACUUCAGCACCUGGAUCUUUCCAAUAACCUCAUCCAUGAUUUUCCAGCGGCAGGAAGCGACAACACAAGUGAACUCUUUCUGCUACCCAAUCUCAAGUUCCUAAACCUGUCAGGGAAUUUUCUCAAGCGCCUCCACUACGAUUCUCCGAUACCAUGGGCAAGGCUUACCCAUUUGGACUUGUCGUUCAGUGGACUAUUUUUUCUACAAUCAUCCACCAUUGAAAGUGCUUUUAAUCUUGAGGCCUUGUAUAUACAGGGAAAUAGACUUAGAUAUGUUCCACCCACUACGUUUCAGCAAUCCCAUCCAGGCUUUAAAGAGGUGGCUUUAUAUGACAACAUUUACACUCCAGAGGCUUACAAAAAAGCUACCAUGUUCUUCAGAGAUAUUAAAGUAAACGUAAUUGAAAAAAGUCAGUGUGAAGCUCAAAGCAAUGACAGCUUGAAGGACGUUUGUGCAAAUUUUAUAAACAAAGCUCAAGUAGGUCCUACCAAUAGAAACAGUUUAAAGGAAAAAAGUGAUGACUUUAAUGAGGAACAUCAAAAUGAUUCUCCAAGCAAUAACAGCGAUAAUGAAACUUCUUUGCACUUUAUAAACAAAAGCCCAAAAGAUCCUUCAAACAAAACCUCUCUGAAUGAAAAGGUUGAUAACUCUAAAGAAAAACCCCUUAAUGAUCCUCGAAGCAAUGAAAACUCAACUGAAGCUCUGCCUGACUUCGCAAAUAAAUCUCAAAUAUUUAAUAAACAAGUCGCAUUUCGCAAUGACAUGACCAGGCUCGCAUGGCCAGAAGUUAAUGGUGAACCUAUCAGCGUAUGGACUCUAGUCUUGAUUGUCGCCCUUUCUUUAUCUCUUGGCAUUAAUGUGAUCCUGAUUAAGAUUCUCUGCCGUUAUAGUGGAAGACACAUUGUUCCGCAGGCAACACCACAAUCUUCCUUGGAAACGAUAUUUAUCCACAAUUUAAUACCUGCAGAAGAUAUCAGAGAUUAAUUUUUACUCAAAAAGACAAGAUCGAUUGUGUACUUAAUAAUUAGGUUACAAUUUUAUAUGCUCAAACAAAGUGUUCCUUAAAUUCAUCAGGUCUUACAUAUAAUGAUAUAUAUAUAAUAAGUUAUGAAUAAAUAUUAUUUUUUUAAA
Drosophila eugracilis is the source of this 2123-nucleotide messenger RNA. Its product is annotated as leucine-rich repeat-containing G-protein coupled receptor 4-like. The coding region runs from base 72 to 1976 and encodes 634 amino acids. NCBI's taxonomy places the organism in Eukaryota, Metazoa, Arthropoda, Insecta, Diptera, Drosophilidae. Gene Ontology annotation, molecular function: protein binding. The transcript has a single exon. The record is from RefSeq and is a predicted model, not a curated record.